CCCCCUUACAAUGGCAGAAUCCCACCUGCAAUCAUCCUUGAUCACAGCCUCACAGUUUUUCGAGAUCUGGCUUCAUUUCGACGCUGAUGGAAGUGGUUACCUGGAAGGAAAGGAGCUGCAGAACUUGAUCCAGGAGCUCCUGCAAGCGCGAAAGAAGGCUGGCUUGGAGUUGUCGCCUGAGAUGAAAACUUUUGUGGAUCAGUAUGGGCAAAGAGAUGAUGGAAAAAUAGGAAUUGUAGAGUUGGCUCAUGUGUUACCCACAGAAGAGAAUUUCCUGCUGCUCUUCCGAUGCCAGCAGCUGAAGUCCUGUGAGGAAUUCAUGAAGACUUGGAGAAAAUACGAUACUGAUCACAGUGGCUUCAUAGAAACUGAGGAACUUAAGAACUUUCUAAAGGACCUGCUAGAAAAAGCAAACAAGACUGUUGAUGACACAAAACUAGCUGAGUACACAGACCUUAUGCUGAAACUAUUUGAUUCAAAUAAUGAUGGGAAGCUGGAAUUAACUGAGAUGGCCAGGUUACUACCAGUGCAGGAGAAUUUUCUUCUUAAAUUUCAGGGAGUCAAAAUGUGUGGGAAAGAGUUCAAUAAGGCUUUUGAGUUAUAUGAUCAGGAUGGCAAUGGAUACAUAGAUGAAAAUGAACUGGAUGCUUUACUGAAAGAUCUGUGUGAGAAGAAUAAACAGGAUCUGGAUAUUAAUAAUAUUCCAACAUACAAGAAGAGCAUAAUGGCUUUGUCAGAUGGAGGGAAGCUGUACCGAACAGAUCUUGCUCUUAUUCUUUCUGCUGGGGACAACUAGAGUUUGUGGCUACAACCACUUGCUAGCGAUACAUUGUAUCUAAAAAAUAACUGUGCACUAUAAAGGAGUAGGCUGUAUUUUCUUUUAUAUCUGUAAAUUUCACUGCAUAUAGAUAAUUAUCCAGGAUAUGUGGCACAUUCUUUUCUGCUUGUUUCUAUACUGUUUGUAAUGUACAGUUUUUGUAACUAUAUGAAUGAAAAGGAGACAGUCUAUGCUUAGACCAGUUAGUACAGCCAAUUUUAAAAAUAACCUAACAUAUUCUUGUUUUCAUAAAUACAGUUGGACAUUAAUAUUUUCCUAAAAAUUUCACCAGGAAUAACCUCUAAAAUUCUAGUCUCUAAUGUGUAAAUGCACAUUUGUCACUGAAUAAGAUAAUAAUAAUGAUACAAUGAGCAUUCUUAGACAAUCAUGAAACUGUCCCACAAAAUACUUCUAAGCUAUUAUUUCCAACUAUUAGUAAAAAUGUCCUUUUAAAUCUAAAAUACCAACAUAUCAAUAAAUACUUAAUACUGGCUUUAUGAAGUUAACGGUCUCCCUAGAUUUUCAGUUUACUAAACAAUGACAUGUCUACUGCUUGAUCCAUAUUAAAUGGUUGGUUCAAGAUCUGGUAACAAGGGAAGGUAGUACCAGAUGACAUUAAAAACCUGUCUGACUCCACACCUAUAUUUCCAAUGAGUCUACUGUCAGAGAGUAUGGUCUUGAUCCAUUUUCUAAACCAUUUUCAUGUGUUUCCAAUUAUAAUUAUCCUAGAAAACUGCUGUCUUAUAUAGUGUGUGUAAUCUCCAAUUAAAUUUAAUAUGCUGAGUAUCCUGGUGUCUAGUUUGCAUACUUCCUGGAUUUUCUUUCUAUGUAGAGCUGUUCAUUCCAUCAAGAGUAUCUGCCCCAUCUGAAAAUAUUUUUUUCUAGCUAUAACAACUCUAUUUUUUACUACAUAAUUGAAUUUUAAUGUAAAAUUCAUAGCACCCUGAUUACUGAAUGUUAUAUCAUCAAUACUUUUGUGUAUUCUGUAUUUCAUAUUGAGAUUGGCAUUCAAAAUAGUUCUAUUUCUAUCUACAAAUAGUUUCAAAUGAAUUAAAAAUAGCAUCUGAAGAGAAAUACUAAUGUAAUCAUUUAGCCUAUCUAGUGAGGGAGAUUCUAAAACCUCCCUUUGACCCACCUCUAAGUCACAGCUUCACAUAUUUGUAGCUAGAUUAUCCUAUACUGGUUAUAAUUGAUAUGCAAUGGUUGGUGACUUCAGAUUCUUUGAUUGUGAUGCAAGGAACAAUGACCAAAGUGUCUGGGUGAAAUUUAUAGUUACUGCCAAAGAGUUAAUGAUGGUCCUGGGUCAGCUUGAAUGUUCCCAUUCGACACUUUUUCUGUUUCAUAAAAAUAACAAAAAUGUGAGCUGUCUCUUUCCCUCAAGAAUGAACAGAAAAGAGAUCUGCCAAAAAAUAAAAUUUAUCAAAUGACAUGAGUAGUAGAUUGGCUUUACCUGUAGCAUGUAAAUGGAAACACUGACAUUAGACAGAGUUUAAGUAUUAAGAAUAAAUAAAGAAAAUAACCUUAA
Messenger RNA from Castor canadensis (American beaver), 2342 nucleotides. RefSeq names its product calbindin 1 (gene Calb1). NCBI's taxonomy places the organism in Eukaryota, Metazoa, Chordata, Mammalia, Rodentia, Castoridae. The record is from RefSeq and is a predicted model, not a curated record. Gene Ontology annotation, cellular component: cytosol; synapse; nucleus. Gene Ontology annotation, molecular function: calcium ion binding. Gene Ontology annotation, biological process: regulation of presynaptic cytosolic calcium ion concentration; regulation of long-term synaptic potentiation.